AGGCUGCCACUAUCCUGUCCUGCCCUAAUCCCUCAGCUCUGUCUCUUGUGUUGAUGUUCAUCACAGAUACAGUGUAGGAACUCCAGACUAGACGGAAAAGGCUAUGGAAGAAUUUUAAGAUAGAUCUGAGGUUCUGUCGGGACACCGUCAAUUGGAUUUAAACUUCAGUUUGAACUCUUCCGGGGUGAAAUUUGCAGACAAGAUCUGAAAAGGACCAGCAGCACCACCACCACAACAACUAAAACCAGGAAGUGAAAUAAACACACAUUACUUGUGUGUCUCCUUUAACUUGCAUUUUAAGUCCAAUUCAUCAUGCUUAACUAAAAGAUCAAACUUAGAUUUUAUCUCACUUACUUACUUCUAAACAUUUACCACCAGUCUAGACCUAAUUAAUAAGCAAAACAAAGCCUGCUGUAAAAUUACCUGUAAAAUUAGCUCUUAGCCUGCCAAGAUGGCUGACCCCUACCAAAACAACACAUACCACCAAGGAGGGGGGGACAGCUAUGGGACUUACGGAGAAGGUGGUGGUCCUGAUGGAUACGGUUAUCGGGGAGAUUACCCUCCCCAGGAAGAGGACGCAGCGAGCGACGUGACUGAAGGACACGAUGAAGAGGACCAGAUGUACGAAGGAGAAUAUCAAGGGAUCCCACAUCCUGACGAGGUGAAAGCUGCACAGAGAGCCUCACGGGCUAAAGAUCGAGCAGCAUCCGGCGGGGUGGUCUCUGAACUGGAAGAGUUAUCCGAACAGUACGAGGACAUCAUGGAGGACUGUGGCCACGGGAAGUUCCAGUGGACACUCUUCAUCGUGCUGGGCCUGGCUCUGAUGGCUGAUGGAGUCGAAUGUUUCGUGGUGGCGUUCGUUCUACCAUCUGCAGAAAAAGAUCUGUGUCUCUCUAACGCAGAGAAAGGAAUGUUGGGUCUGACCGUCUUCCUGAGCAUGAUGGUGGGAGCGUUCUUGUGGGGCGGUCUGGCAGACAAAGUUGGCCGUCGGCGCUGUCUGAUCGUGGCGUUAGCGAUAAACUGCAUGUGUGCCUUCCUGUCUUCGUUCGCCCAAGGCUACGGAUUCUUCCUCUUCUUCAGGCUGCUAUCUGGCAUUGGUAUCGGUGGGACGGUGCCGAUCGUCUACUCCUACUUCUCCGAGUUUCUUCAGAUGGACAAGAGAGGAGAGCACCUGUCCUGGCUGUGUAUGUUCUGGAUGAUCGGUGGGAUCUACGCCUCGUUCACCGCCUGGGGAAUCAUACCCAGAUACGGUUGGGGGUUCAGUAUGGGCUCAGAGUUUCAGUUCCACAGCUGGCGGGUGUUUGUCCUGGUUGCAGCUCUUCCUGCGAUCGCUUCUCUGGUCGGACUCACCUUCAUGCCUGAGAGUCCCCGCUUCCUCCUGGAGAAUGCCAAACACGAUGAGGCGUGGAUGAUCCUGAAACAGGUCCAUGACACCAACUGGAGGGCCAAGGGGCAGCCAGAGAAAGUCUUUACUGUGACUCACAUCAAGGCACCCAAGACAGCAGAGGAUGAGUUCAUAGAGAUCCAGAGUGCUACAGGAACGCCCAUACAGCGGUGGGCUGUACGCUCACUAACACUCUGUAAACUGGUGCUGAGGAACAUAGCAUCGCUCCUGUCUGCAGAACUGAGGUUUGCCACACUCUUCAUGGCCAUCAUCUGGUUCUGCAUGGCUUUCAGUUACUAUGGUCUGUCUGUCUGGUUCCCUGACAUGAUAAAACACCUUCAGAAUGAAGAGUACGAGGCCAGGGUGAAGGUGUUCCACAGAGAACGAGUGGAGAACUUCCAUUUCAACUUUUCUUUAGAGAACCAAAUACAUAAAGAAGGAGAAUACAUCAAUGACAAGUUCAUCAGUAUAGAGAUGAAGUCAGUGAAGUUUGAGAACUCACUGUUUGAAGACUGUCGCUUUGAAGACAUCAGGUCCACAGACACUGUGUUUGAGAACUGCACCAUCCGUUCCACUGUCUUCAGUAACACAGACCUGUGGGAGGAGAAGUUCAUCGACUGUAGGAUGGACAACACCACCAUCUUCGAGCACAACAAGAAAGGCUGCCACCUGGACACCGUGGAGGAGAACGACGUUCUCAUUUACCUGGUCAGCUUCCUGGGCAGUCUGUCAGUGUUGCCAGGCAACAUCAUCUCAGCCCUCUUCAUGGAGAAGAUCGGCAGAGUCAAGAUCAUAGGUGGCUCCAUGCUCAUUUCAGCCGGCUGCACCUUCUUCCUCUUCCUGAGCUUCAGCCAGUCAGCCAUCAUCGCGCUGCAGUGUCUGUUCUGUGGUGUGAGUGUCGCUGCGUGGAACGGCAUCGAGGUGGUGACUGUAGAGCUGUACCCCACCUCCAAAAGGGCCACGGCGUUCGGCGUGCUGAACGCUCUGUGUAAGCUGGCGGCCGUGCUUGGCAGCUCCAUCUUCACCAGCUUUGUGGGCGUCACCAAAGUUAUCCCCAUCCUGCUGUCAUUCACUGCGCUGGUGUGUGGCGGACUGGUGGCCCUCAAACUACCCGACACGCGAGACAAAAUCCUCCAGUGAGAUGUCACUGAUGGUUAGUAAAAGGGGAGUGAGAAGCCAAAAACAUAUGCGCUUAGUGUUGGAAGCUUUGUGAAUUGGAUUUGGCUUCAGGAAGCAGCUUGUAUCUAUUCAAUGUAAAAUGCCAGACUCUUGUUUUUCUUUCACGUGAACCGUUUUCAUUGUGUACAGGCUUUAAAGAGGCUGGGUUAUCUCUCCAGACUGGCAAAACGUGUUUAUAACUGUUCAUUAAGACACCCUGGAUCUACUAACCGCCUGAUGAUGAUGAUGAUGAUGAUGAUGAUGAUGUAAAUGAAGAAUAAUGCUAUUUUCUUGUAAAUCUAACUCGAGGUUUAAGUCAGAUGAUCUAACUGGACGUCGUAUCAUCUGCUUCUUGUCUUUCUGUCCGUGCAUGAUAGGGACUGAUGUCACAUCCUGGCCAAAUGUGUUGUGUGUCGCACUUUUUUCACCCGUGUGUUGAAAUGAUGAAGGUGUGUUGAAGUUCCCCUCCACCCUCAUUUAUACUUGAAACAUUUUCUUGCAGUGUUGUUAUUUGGAGUUUUGGAUAGAUGUUUUUUUUUUUUUUUUCUGGACCUGAUGGAAGCCCUGUAUAGACCAGGACCUGUUAGAUAAAAUUUGAGUAUGGUAAUGUUGUUUUUUUUAACCUUUUGAUGCAACAACAUGGGUCUAUAGUGACCCGACUGAGUUUUUAUUUUCUAUAUCUUUGCAAUAAAUUAAUUUCAUCAUUCAGUAUUAGAGGGCCGCCUGGAAUGCCCUGCUUAGCCUGCUGCCCCCGCGACCCGGCCCCGGAUAAGUGGACGAGAAUGGAUGGAUGGAGUAUUCCAGGUUUUCCUCAAUCAACUUGUUUUUGAUCAUCAUACAUCCUAAUUAUUUGUUUUCAUUUCUUACUAUUUGAGUAAAAACCCUUUUUGUAUCACUACGCUUCUAAUGCACAUCAUGGGUCAACUAUCUCAUUAUAGGGUAUUGUGUGUAUAAUUUGAAGGAAAAAUGAAUUUAUUCAAUUUUGGAAUAAGUCUUUAACAUAACAACAUGUGGAAAAAGUGAAGCGCUGUGAAUACCUUUCAGAUACACUGUAUGUGUGA
Messenger RNA from Centropristis striata (black sea bass), 3603 nucleotides. Its product is annotated as synaptic vesicle glycoprotein 2B-like. The transcript is spliced from 15 exons. NCBI's taxonomy places the organism in Eukaryota, Metazoa, Chordata, Actinopteri, Perciformes, Serranidae. The record is from RefSeq and is a predicted model, not a curated record. Gene Ontology annotation, cellular component: membrane. Gene Ontology annotation, biological process: chemical synaptic transmission; transmembrane transport. The coding region runs from base 452 to 2524 and encodes 690 amino acids. Gene Ontology annotation, molecular function: transmembrane transporter activity.